Molecule: messenger RNA, 2013 nt
Organism: Rhipicephalus sanguineus (brown dog tick)
Lineage: Eukaryota; Metazoa; Arthropoda; Arachnida; Ixodida; Ixodidae
Product: dachshund homolog 1
Exons: 11
Coding region: 1-1713 (570 amino acids)
Source: RefSeq, a predicted model, not a curated record
AUGGAACCCGCGGGCCACGCCACCGCCGCCGUCGUCGCACCCGUGGACCUGUCGCGCUCUGCUGCGCCGGCGGGCCUUAGCGCGCCCUGUCUGAACGGCCCGGUUCCCGCGGCGGCGUUGAACGCGCCGACACUGGCAGCGGGGCUGACGACACCUGCGGGUCUGGCCGGGGCCGGAUUGAGCCUGCUGCCGAGUCUGUACGGCCGUGCCGCAGGCGCGGGAGAUUACGGUGUGCCGGCAAGCAGCGGAGGGGACGCGACCGAGUGCCGCCUGGUCGAGUACCGCGGCGAGCGAGUGGCGGCAUUCGUACAGCGCAGCGGGGAGUUGCUCCUGUGCCUGCCACAGGCAUUCGAGCUUUUCCUGAAACACUUAGUGGGCGGCCUGCACACCGUAUACACCAAGCUCAAGCGGCUCGGAAUCAGCCCCAUUGUGUGCAACGUGGAGCAGGUGCGCAUACUGCGUGGACUGGGCGCAAUACAGCCGGGCGUGAACCGCUGCAAGCUGCUCGCGUGCAGGGACUUUGACGCCCUCUACCGGGACUGCACCACCGCUAGUUCGCGACCGGGGCGUCCACCCAAGCGUUCAGGCAUCCUGCUGGGCCUAGCGAGCGCAGCGCAGCACCACCAGGCGGGAUCAGCGAUGCCCGUCUUGCAGGCCAUCAAGAAGUUGCGACCGGACGGAGACUUUGCGUCCACCUACGCCAACGGAGAGGCCGCCUAUGAUGACUCAGUAGACAAGACCACACUGCUGCUGAACUGCCUGCGGCAGCAGAUGGCUGACCCCAUGGGCCGUGGCCAGGGCCAGCCCGGUGUGCAGCCGUUGCUGGCCAAUGGAAGACCCGAGAGCGUGGGAAGCCGCAACGAUGCUUCAUCGACGCCAUCGCUCGAGCACCAGCGGCCGACGACCGUACCUUUGUCGCACAAGACUGCCGCGGGACCACCAGAGCUUGUCAUGGACGACAGCUGCUACAUGGCCGUGGAACAAGGACACGCCGAAGCCAAGACUGCUGGCCCGGAUGGUAGAAGCUACACGUUCGAGGCGGCGGCACAGCACGCAAACUUGCCUCCUCAAGACCGCGGGGCCACGAGCGACGGGUCCGGAAGGAGCGGGCCGCAAGGUGACGACAGUCCGGAUGAAGGCGAGUCAAGCAAGGGCAGCUGCUGCCGCGACGAGCUGAUUGGCCCUGGCGAGGCGGCCGCUACUCCGCCAAUCACGGGCUUCCCGGAGUCGCUGCAGGAGGCCGCUCUGCUGCGUGCAUACGAUGUGUACUCCAUGGAAGCCCUGCUGAGGAACAUACAGGCGCUGCUGCGCGUGGCCGCCGACGGUGCCAGGCACCACGAAAGACAAGUUUCCCUAGAAAAAGCCGAGCUUGGAAUGGAAAUUCUACGUGAACGUGAAUUGCGAGAAAAAGUGGAGAAGCAGCUCGCUGAGGAACAGAAGUUUCGAGUACUGUACCAGCGGCGCCUGCGGAGAGAGCGGCGGUCACGACGCAAGGUUCAGGAGCAGCUCCAAAACGAGAUCAAACGCAGGCUCAAGGCGGAAGAAAGCCUGCGCGAUUCUUCGACCGACAACGUACGCUUUGUGGCCGAGUCUAUGGAAUCGAAGGACGGUUCGGACCCGGAAUUCAGACUAGACGCCGAACAAAAGAUGCAUGAUUGCGCCAUGUCUGUCUACGCUCCGGAACCACCGCGGUGCAGCAGCCCCGGGAGGUAGCGCGGUCGCGACGCCGAGCGGUUCUCGCCGCUGGACGGCGGUGGCGGCGCCUCCUCGUCCGCUUAAAACGGCACGGACGUGGCCACCGCUUACUUCCGUUGUCGGCUAGGAACGACGCCUUGCGGAAAGCAACUAAAGUUCGUAUACAUAGUGAUCGAGUGGGAGACAAGAGGAGCUGAUAGAGUGACGAGUGUACAAGCGCAUCUCCCGUCGUUGUACGCCAGGAAGAACGGCAAGUCCUCGCUUCUGUUUUCCUCGUAGUUUGUCAAUAAAACGGCAUUAGCCUUCGCUGCAGAGUCA